This is a messenger RNA of Sciurus carolinensis (gray squirrel), 1537 nucleotides long. RefSeq names its product matrix metallopeptidase 8 (gene Mmp8). The coding region runs from base 67 to 1479 and encodes 470 amino acids. Gene Ontology annotation, cellular component: extracellular matrix. Gene Ontology annotation, molecular function: zinc ion binding; metalloendopeptidase activity. The transcript has 10 exons. NCBI's taxonomy places the organism in Eukaryota, Metazoa, Chordata, Mammalia, Rodentia, Sciuridae. Gene Ontology annotation, biological process: collagen catabolic process; extracellular matrix organization; proteolysis. The record is from RefSeq and is a predicted model, not a curated record.
UGUACCCAUCAGACCCUACCCAGAGGGGCAGAAGGGAAGGUCAGAAGUAGAGUUGAAGAAAAGGUCAUGCUGGGUUGGAAGACAUUUCCAUUUCUGUUCUUACUCCACAUGCAGCUCACCAAGGCCUUUCCUGUACCUUCUGAAUACUCAGAAGAGAAAAAUGCAAAAAUGGUUCAGAAUUACCUAGAAAAGUUCUACCAACUACCAACCGACCAAAAUCGGUCUGCAAGGAAGAACAACAGUAGCAUAAUUGUUGAAAAGCUGAAAGAAAUGCAGCGAUUUUUCGGGUUGAAAGUGACGGGGAAACCAAGUGCAGAAACUCUGGAGAUGAUGGAAAAGCCCCGCUGUGGAGUGCCUGAUAGUGGUGACUUUAUGUUGACCCCUGGAAACCCCAAGUGGAAACACACUGAACUGACUUACAGGAUUAUAAACUAUACCCCGCAGUUGUCACAGGCUGCAGUGGAAACCGCAAUUGAGAAAGCUUUUCAACUCUGGAGUGCGGCAUCACCCCUGACCUUCACCAGGGUAUCACAGGGAGAAGCAGACAUCAAUAUUGUUUUUGCCCAGAGAGAUCAUGGUGACAACUCUCCAUUUGAUGGACCCAACGGAAUCCUUGCUCAUGCCUUUCAGCCAGGCCAAGGUAUUGGAGGAGAUGCUCAUUUUGAUGCAGAAGAAACAUGGACACAAAACUCCAGAAAUUACAAUUUGUUUCUGGUUGCUGCUCAUGAGUUCGGCCAUUCCUUGGGACUCUCCCACUCCUCUGACCCUGGUGCCUUGAUGUAUCCCACCUACGCUUUCAGAGAGCCCAGCACCUACUCGCUCCCUCAAGAUGACAUCAAUGGCAUUCAGGCCAUCUAUGGACCUUCAAACAAGCCUAUUCAACCUACCGGACAAACCACGCCCACAGCCUGUGAUCCCCGAUUGACAUUUGACGCUGCCACCACACUGCGAGGAGAAAUAGUCUUCUUUAAAGACAAGUACUUCUGGAGACGGCAUCCUCAGCUCCGACAAGUUGAACUCAAUUUUAUUUCUCUCUUCUGGCCAUCCCUGCCAAAUGGUAUUCAGGCUGCUUACGAGGAUUUUGAUAGAGACCUGGUUUUCCUAUUCAAAGGCAACCGAUACUGGGCUCUGAGUGGUUAUGACAUUCUGCAAGGUUAUCCCAGAAGCAUAGCCAACUAUGGCUUCCCAAGCACUGUGAAAGCAAUCGAUGCAGCUGUUUCCUAUAGAAGAAAGACAUACUUCUUUAUAAAUGACCAAUUCUGGAGGUAUGAUAAUGAAAGACGAUCCAUGGAACCAGGUUAUCCCAAAAGCAUAUCAAGUACUUUUCCAGGAUUAGAAAGUAGAAUUGAUGCAGUUUUCCAGCAGGAUUACUUCUUCCUUUUCUUCAGUGGACCAAGAUAUUAUGCAUUUAAUCUUAUUGCUCACAGAGUUACUAGAGUUGCAAGAAGCAAUUUGUGGCUUAACUGCAGAUACAGUUGAAGCAAAAUCAAAUGUGUUUGUAUCCAUUUUCCUAACAUGGAAGGAAAUACAACUUGCA